Phaeodactylum tricornutum CCAP 1055/1 is the source of this 630-nucleotide messenger RNA. RefSeq lists its product with no specific name. Lineage: Eukaryota; Bacillariophyta; Bacillariophyceae; Surirellales; Neidiaceae. The transcript is spliced from 2 exons. The record is from RefSeq and is a predicted model, not a curated record. Bases 1 to 630 code for a protein of 209 amino acids.
AUGACCACAAUCCCCGAGGGUCGGAUAGAGGAGGAAACACUUUUUUCCCACGCUCGAAUAGUCAUUAUCGAAUUCGAUAGAUUAGAAGAAGAAGAAAGGGAAAACAUUUGGUACAGCCAGGAUGAAUACGACACCAUAAAGUCUCGAAAUUCCUUGCUCGUUCGGAUGAUGAAGUCUGGGCAGUUUAUAGAAGGAGAGGAUCAUUCAUUCCGUGGUCUCGAACACAAAUUAAAAGCAGGGUUUCUGCAGAGACGAGCCAAUAAAUUUAAUGCACUGAAUGCUGUUCUUGAAGAACAGGACCGACAAUAUAACAGGAGCGUUAGCGAUCCCGAUAUUAUUGCAAAUGCCUACCGAAGUGUGGUCGACAACGCUCGAGAGACAGCUUGCCUCAUUGCCCUGCGAGACUCUGAGAAAUCGUAUGCAUAUACAUAUAAUGAACUGCAAGCUUCUGCGCCCCUGUCAGAUAUUGCGUUGGACUCCAACAACAAACCGGAAGAUAUAGCAACAGAUGCCGAUACAGUUUGCUCCGACGUGUUGACGCGGAAGAAGAGUAAAUUCCGAUCGUUGUUCAAGGGAUUCAGUCGAAGACUUCUGGAGCACGAUAAAAUGAGCCGCCGAUCUAGCGUCUAA